Molecule: messenger RNA, 6326 nt
Organism: Bombyx mori (domestic silkworm)
Lineage: Eukaryota; Metazoa; Arthropoda; Insecta; Lepidoptera; Bombycidae
Product: long-chain fatty acid transport protein 4
Exons: 12
Coding region: 389-2446 (685 amino acids)
Biological process (GO): triglyceride homeostasis
Cellular component (GO): endoplasmic reticulum
Molecular function (GO): long-chain fatty acid-CoA ligase activity; long-chain fatty acid transmembrane transporter activity
Source: RefSeq, a predicted model, not a curated record
AGUUGACAGCUUUUUUAUUUCACAUAAUGCCAUUGUCGUAAUUAUGUUUUUAUUAAACCUAAUUAUCUAACUUAUGUACCUACACAAAAACUAUUGCCUCGAUUAAUAUAAAUUAUACUGUAAUUACCAUUUUUAUACAACAUAUAAACAAUUUAGUUAGAGUAGUAGUUUGCUAGGAAUUCAUAGUACAUAAUUGACUUUCUAUUUUGAAACUACUUUUUUGAAGUAUUUUGAAAUAGUAUUCUGAUUAUUUCAAUUCAAAGUAAAUGUGAUUUCGGUCAGAUUAAAAUGUUCGAGAAAUUAAAAUUAUAACGUGUGCUAUAUCAUAUAAUAAUCUACCGUUAGAUGAAUUCACUUUUUUAAAGAACAAAACAAUAAACAAGAUUGUAUGAUAAAACUGUUAGGCGCUACGCAGCGCUGCGUUUCGAACUUGCUUUCCACAGGUCGUCGCUCUUCAGUUCGUCGCCUCUCGUUACGAAAGUUAGUCGCGACGAUGAUAGCCCUUGCCGUCGCCGCCGGUGUGUUCGCAGCCGCUUGGCUCAACAUAGGUUUCUAUUAUUCUCUCACAGCUUCCGUGCUUCUGGUUGUUCUAUAUUUGAUACUCGUUCAGAAAAAAUUCUGCUACGUGGCGAUAAAAACGAUUCCACGGGAUGUAAAGGCAUUAUACACAUACAUACAGAUAUUAUGGAUAACUCGAAAGUUCAGCAAGUUGAAUCUCACUGUACCAGAUAUAUUUCAUGACACAGUGCAAAAGCAUCCAGAUAAAGCAUGUUUCUUAUUCAAGGAUGAAGUAUGGACAUUUAAAGAGGUGGAAGAUUACAGCUUACGUGUAACAGCGGUUUUGAAAUCGCAAGGCGUUAAGAAAGGAGACAUUGUUGGUCUCCUUUUCAACAAUUGUCCCCAGAUGCCGGCUGUAUGGAUGGGUAUAGCCCGUCUCGGCGGCGUUGCACCUCUGAUUAAUACGAAUCAGAGAGGCAACGCUUUAUUGCAUUCCAUAAACGUCGCUAAAUGCGAUUAUUUGAUAUUUUCCGACGAGUAUCAAUCAGCCGUUCAAGACGUAGCGGGUCAAUUGAGUCCGUCAUUAAAACUUUACAAAUUCACUCACCGCGACCUGAACAGUUCGAGCGGAAAGUCUGGGGAGGGCGGCGACGCGAUCCAAGAUUUUACAAACUUAUUGGAAACGACGCCGCCUGCGACUUGGACGUUGGCUGACGGAGAGGGAUUCGAAGGCAAACUGCUGUAUAUAUAUACGUCCGGAACUACAGGGCUUCCUAAGGCAGCUGUUAUAUCGAAUGCGAGGUUCGUAUUCAUGGCAGCGGGUAUCCACUUCUGGCGUCUCAAUUCUUCAGAUAUCAUAUAUUGUCCGCUGCCUUUAUACCACACAGCGGGAGGAGUGAUCAGCGUGGGCCAAGCACUGAUUCUUGGAUGUACAGUCGUAUUGAAAGCUAAGUUCUCAGCUUCGCAAUACUUCCCUGAUUGUGCGAAAUAUAACGCUACGGCCGCCCACUACAUAGGCGAGAUGUGUCGUUAUGUCCUAGCGACGCCGCCGUCGCCCGCCGACACGCAACACAACGUGCGCGUCAUCUACGGGAACGGACUAAGGCCACAAAUAUGGACGGAGUUCGUAAAAAGAUUUAAUAUUAAAUAUGUAACGGAGUUUUACGGGGCAACAGAAGGCAACGCUAAUAUAGCGAACACUGAUGGUACUCCAGGAGCCAUUGGCUUUGUGUCACGGAUCAUUCCGAGAGUUUAUCCGAUCGCCAUCAUCAAAGUAGACCAAGAGACAGGAGAACCGAUAAGGGACCAGAAAGGCCUUUGUCAGUUGGCCGAGCCGAACGAGCCGGGCGUGUUCAUCGGUAAGAUCCAGACGCGGAAUCCGGCGCGCCAGUUCCUCGGCUACGUCGAUAAAUCCGCGUCCGAGAAGAAAAUCGUCAGGGACGUGUUUGAGCAUGGCGAUUCUGCCUUUAUAUCCGGCGACAUCCUGGUGGCGGACGAAUUAGGUUAUCUGUACUUCCGCGACCGCACCGGAGACACGUUCCGGUGGCGCGGAGAGAACGUCUCCACCACAGAGGUCGAGGCGGCCGUGUCUAGAUGUGCCGACCAUAGAGACGCCGUUGUCUAUGGCGUAUUGGUGCCGAAUAUCGAAGGUCGGGCGGGUAUGUGCGGGCUGGUGGACGCGGCGGGCACGCUGGACCUGCGCGCGCUGCACGAGCGUCUGGCGCGCGACCUGCCCGUCUACGCGCGACCAGUCUUCAUGAGGAUCAUGGACAGCGUCGAUAUGACCGGCACAUUUAAGAUGAAAAAGACUGAUCUCCAAAAGGAAGGUUUCGACCCGGCUUUGGUGAAGAAAGACAAACUUUACUAUUUAGAUCCGAAAUUGGGACAGUAUCUGCCCCUGGGGAAAGAGGAAUACGAGAAAAUCGUCAGCGGACAAAUCAGGCUGUGAUGCUUAACGUUUAUUAACGCGACAAAACAUUUCUGGAUAAUCUCAACGGCAUUGUGAAUGUCAUGAGUCUUCUGUGACAAAUAUUGACUUAAUAUGAAAUGUAUUUAUCGAUAGCAAUAGCAAAAAAAAACAAUAUUCGAAUUUGAUAUCGACUUUAACACAUUGACUGCCGUGUAGGUCACCGGUGACCUGCAUGGCGCACUGAAUUAAUUAUGUUUAUUUUACUAAGCGCCUAGAUUGCCUAACUUUGCCUUUGGUUUGUUAAUGUAUGUUUUACCCUUUCAAGUCUCUUAGAAAUAAAUAUAUUUCCAGUACCUACAGAUUCGUCUUUCGUAGCGGCUACUAGAUAUUCCGUCGCCUUAGCAUGAAGAUCGAAAAGAGAAAUCCGCUUAAUUACUUCAGCGCGCCACGCAGGGCACCGGUGACCUACACGGCAGUCAACUUGUUAAAUCAUUUUAAAAGCGAAUAUUUAGUUUAAUUCUCGACGAACAAGCAAUAUAGUUGUGUGUUGUUUUGUUGACAACGUUUCGCUCAGUUUAAUAUGUACGAAUAGAAAAUACGCAUUUUAAUAGCAUUUUAAUUUUAGCGAUUUUAAUUUUAUUUUAGCAUUAAAUGACUAGAUCAGUGAUUCUCAAGCACUGUUCCGCGGCACUUUUGUGUGCCGCCAAAUUUCAAAAGUGUGCCGCCAAAUUUUGCGAAUAUAUAAUAAUGUUAAUAUUAUUAAAUUAUAUCAUUUUAAAAGAAAAAUAUUUGAAACAUGAAUAUAUAUUUAAAUCCACAAAAAAAAAUUAUAGUAUAUUUUAGUUUAUUUCGUAUAUUAAAAAUUUUUGAUAAACUAUUUAUGCAGUGUGUUGUAGUAAGUAAAUAAUUUUUAUCUUUUUUUUUUGUGUGCCGCCAAAUUUUGAAAUCGUUUAAUAUGUGCCGCAACAAAAAAAAGGUUGAGAAUCACUGGACUAGAUGUUGCCUUCGUUUGAUCAAAACAGCUACGGCUCAAUUUAAUUAAAGAGAUAUGGUGACGGGAAGCGUCUAACAACACGAAAGGUUUCAAGGAUUUUACGGUGGAAGUCGUUGUACGUUAAACUAUAUUAAAAGUUAUAUUAAGAAUUCUGUAUGUAUUUAUUUUGUGCGGCAAAUCAAGUUAGAUAAUGUACGUUAGGCGAGGACGCACUGAAUGUGCGGGCGCGGAGUGAAAGAGACAGAGAGCCUGGGAGAACUGCGCCGCAAAAUUUUAAUUUUUGAUGGUGCGUGUACAUGAGACCGCAGUAUACCGCGCUAAUGAAGGAAAUGUUAAUUUUAAUUUUAUUGCCUUAAUAAGCCGAAGCAUGCAGUCUACCUGGUGGAAAGUUGUAACUACCAUCCAUGGAUACUGGCAAUUCUUUUCUUUUUCCUACCUAUGCUGAUAGCCUUGAAAGGCUAUAUCAGCGUUACCCUAGCGUGUAGGUGAGCUCUCGGGAAUCAAACCGGAAGUAUUGCUAACACUGGCCCUAACAAGAGCAGUGCUUCGCAGAAUCUACCACCGGAUCGGAAACGCGACCCACUGAAAAGAUGCGGCAAGAAACUCAGUGGGCUGUGUCUAUGGGUUAAUUUACUCGCCGAGCCCUUCAUCGCAAGCGGCAGGCUCGGCGAGGACCGCGACCAGCUGGCUAUGCCAGGGGACAUCCACGCCAAGGGAGUCGCUUGGUGGGUACGGCUCUAAAACAUCCUUGGGCCCGCGGUCUGCUAAAUAUCUGCAGACCGUUAAGUCCCACCCGCGCGAAAACUUCGGCCCGCUCUCCAAAAAGGGGGGACAAUCGCGCCCCUGCCUAUCGUAAAUACGCCUUAAGCGUUUGAAGGUUAAAAGAACACGUCUCGCAACGUUCCAAAUGUGUCCGAUGUUCCAUAGGGGGGUAGGGGGGGAUGGACCCCAGAGUUUCAACGUACGUGGAAAGAAAGUUCUCUGAAGAGGCACUGUACCAGAGGUAAGUGGUCGCAGGUAAAACCUCUAGGAACUUUCCUCCCGUGGCUUAUGGUUCGAUGUUUAAAAGAAGAGGACGAUGCCAUCUCCAUCUUUGCAGCAUUCCAAGGUUACAGUGACAUUUUCGUUGUUGAAUGAAUGCAUUAAGCUCGUUGCCAAGGUGCUUCAAGGGGACGUAGAUUCGAGACAGCCCGUUUCACUAUGGUUUCGGUUUUAUUAAAGUCAAGUUCACGGAGCAUUUGUUGAUGGUUGUCACCAGUUUCGAUCAGACACUUACACUCUUCUGCUACUUUGCCAGACCAAUCUAAAGAGAGAAGAGAGAGAGAGAAAGAGUGAGAGAGAGUUAGAGUUUACUUUAUUACACAUGAAAACCUAAGUAACAUUGAAAAUCAGUUAAUAUAACAAUAUGUUGCCCUAAGCUAAAACUUCGUGAUCUAUCAAAAUAAAACAAACCUUUAAAUAUAUUAAUAUAAAACCUUUUCCAAUAAAAUUUUAAAUCUCGACUGAAUAUCAUUAUAUUUAAUUAUUAAUUUUAUAACACAAAUGAUUAUUUUUGUUAACGAGUUUAAAAGUUUGAUUUAAAAAAAAUACUCUUAAUGUCUGCGAUUUUAAUUAGUGUUGUAAAUGUACUUAAUUAUUUUUAUCAUUCUUGUUACGUUGUACUUUUGUACAUUAGGUGUGGGAAAUAUAUCAUUGCUUUGUGAUUAAAUACUUAUUUCUCAUGAUAAUCGAAAAAAAAUAUGAAAAAUAUUUUUUGUAAAGUUGUAAUUAAUUUUUAUCGUAAUUAAUGACGGCCUUGCCAGUUGCAAAUUUAUGUUUACGAGACGGGAAUAUUUUUAUAGAACCGAAUACCAUUUAACCCAUCUAGCCCGGAUUCCCGUAAUAGGUUCACUGACCUCUACAAUGAUGUGAUCGAUUAUUGAUUAUAAAUUUUAUUAUUGAUUAUAAAUUAUGUUCUACAUAGGUAUUUAACAAUGUUUUAUUAUUUAAAAGAUUCAUGUGACAUCACUAUUUUUAACUAGCAGAAUAAACUGCACACAACAUUAAGAAAAAUCGUUUUCAAUGACCUGUAUACAUGAUUCUUCAUUCAAAAUCUUAUUGCAAUUUUCUGUUUUUAUAGUUGCAUACAAGUUUUUGACUUGUAAUAACUUUGUCUUCUGUAAUCUAUUUUCUUAUUGCAAUGGCAGUUGAGUUACACAGUCUACGUAAUGUUAAGACGCGGUCGAACGCCAUAGACAACUUAAUGUCCGAGAGGGCUAGUGGUUGUGACGCCGACGAUCACUGGCCCGGCGUCCCGAGGGGGAGGGUGAUGGGAGAGAUGUGCUCCGCACUAAACGCUUCACUCUCCUCCCCUUGCCUUUUCAUGAGUUCUGUCUCGUUAGACGUUGGUUGUUGAGCGACAGGAGGUUUUAGUCGGUUCGACUCCGACAUGCCCCACCCUCCAUCCCCAGUGGAGGGUGGGAGUCCGGCGUUUCCUAUUGACAUAAAAAAAAAAAAAACAACUUAAUGUAAUAAAUGCGCAGCAGAAACCAAUAAGAUGAUGGUGCAUAUCCGUGCGGACUUACAAUACACUCUGCCUUCAGAGAAGUCAAUUAGAGCAAAUGUUUUCAAUAUGCAUGUACAUUGCAUGUUAUUCUUGGUAAUUAAAAUACAGGGGGAACAGGUUUUUGCUCAGUAUGACGUAUCAACAAAAACCGAAUCCAUGAUUCGAAUGAAAGUAAUUUUUUUAUCAGAAUUUCAACAUUAAAUACUCUUGCGAUACAAAGUACGCACCUCCAUGAAAAAAUACGAAAUGGAGAUAUAAUUAAAAAUUACUCGUCUAGAAAAUUUACCGACUGCACUGUUUUUGUUUAUAACAUAGUUUCACCUAAUUUUAUGGUAGGGGGAUAUGUUGGAUUUGUUUAAUAAAUGCCUAUAUUUUCUGAA